Molecule: messenger RNA, 3146 nt
Organism: Oreochromis niloticus (Nile tilapia)
Lineage: Eukaryota; Metazoa; Chordata; Actinopteri; Cichliformes; Cichlidae
Product: polymeric immunoglobulin receptor
Exons: 9
Coding region: 71-1342 (423 amino acids)
Cellular component (GO): plasma membrane
Molecular function (GO): transmembrane signaling receptor activity
Source: RefSeq, a predicted model, not a curated record
UUGUUUCCAUCAUUUUUUUAAACUCAGAAAUUUUCCUGUCAAGGCUCUAUUUGGACAAACUAAAGCGAAGAUGAGGAGACUUCAAAACCUGCUGUUCACCUUUUGCAUUGCUCUGAGGUGUGUGACCAGUGCAGUAGGGGUGAUCCAUAUGACUGGAUAUGUGGGGAGUGCGGUUAAAGUUUCCUGCUCAUAUGAUGAGGGUUACGAGUCUUAUGAGAAGUACCUGUGUAAGAACGAUUGUGGCAGUGAUGAUGUUCUUAUUACAACAUCAAAAUCAUGGAAAAUGAAAUACAUGAUCCAUGAUGACAAAAAAGACCGAAUCUUUACAACGACCAUCUCUGAUCUUCAUUCUGAGGAUGCUGGGAAAUACUGGUGUGGGGUGACCAGAACUGGAAGCGAUAUCUACACUGAAGUCAAGUUGAAAGUAGUAAAAGACCACUGCUGUGACACUGUGACCAAAAUUCUGAAUUAUCAGGGAUAUUCAGUAUCCAUUAGUUGUCCAUCUGAGCCUCAGUACCAGAACAGCCUGAAGUACAUCUGCAGAGGAAACCGGCCCUCCACAUGUCUUCAGCAGGCACUAAUCACCUCUUACAACAAGGAAAAUGGACGAUUCAGACUUGAUGAUAAUAAAAUGUUGAAAAAAUUUACAGUGAACAUCACCAGUUUGAGGCAAGACGAUUCAGGGUCAUACCUUUGUGGUGUCCAAAGAAACUUUGACCUGGAUGUUUUCUCUGCUGUUGAGCUUAAAGUUGAAGAGUUCUGCUGUGUCAAAUCAACUAAAAUAAAUGGUACUGUGGGACAUCCACUAACGUUGCAGUGCCCUUAUCCUUCACAAUACCGGGACAACAGGAAGUUCCUCUGUAAGGGAGACCACCGCAACAACUGCACAGAUAUGCUAAAGAAUCAAAGCAGAUUCACACUACAAAAUGCUUCUUCCGACACUUUCGUUGUGAUGAUCUCAAAGCUGGAAGUAGCUGAUGCUGGGACAUACUGGUGUGGGUCAGACUCACAGUGGAGAGUUGGAAACUACACCAAGAUUCAGUUGUCAGUCUUUCCACAGAGCACUCUGGGAAAAAAGAACCCAGCACUCUAUGUGAUACCCCCUGUACUGCUUUUGAUAUGUAUCCUAGUUCUUGUUUAUAAGUACAGACGUUCCAGGAUUGAAGAAGCUGUUCUCUCCCUGAGGAGAAAUGCAUCUAGGAAAAAGGAGGUGAUUGAUGCAGCACAAAGUAAAAUUUAUAAAAAUCAAGGUGUGGUGACCUCCAAUGACCAAAGCACCAGUAACGUCUAUGAAGAAGUAGAUGUAGAAGUACACUACGAAAACGUGACCGCAAGUGAAUAAAUCUACUGCAAUGAAAAUUUCCAUAAACCCGACAGAAGAUACAGUUCAGUCCAUAAAUAUUUGGACAGAGGCAACUAUUUUCUUUAAAUGAAACAACUCAGGUGCAGUUGAAUUUCAGACUGUCAGCUGUUCAACUGAGUGGGCUGAACAAAAAGAUUGCAUCAAAAUGUGAGGAACUAAUGCAUUUUUGACACAAUCCCUUCAUUUCAGGGACUCAAAAGUAAUUGGACAAAUUAAAUAACUGAAAAUAAAAAAUUAACUUAUAAUACAUGAUUGAAACCCUUGCUGGCAAUUACAGCCUGAAGUCUUGAACUCAUGGACAUCAUCAGAUGCUGGGUUUCCUUCUUUUAAAUGCUCUGACAGGUCUUUACUGCAGCGGCUUUUAGUUGCUGUUUAUUUGUGGGCCAUUGUAUCCGAAGUUUAGUCUUCAACAAAUAAAAUGCAUGCCCAGUUGGGUUAAGAUUGGGUGACUGACUUGGCCAUUCAAGAAUAAUCUUUGGUUUAAUAAACUCCUGGGUUGCUUUGGCUGUAUGUUUUGGGUCAUUGUCCAUCUGUAUAAGUCCAUCUGCCCAUUCAAUUUGACUGCAUUUAGCCUGAUUUGAGUAGACAGUAUGUCUGAACACUGCAGAAUUAAUUUGGCUGGUUCUGUCCUGUGUCACAUCAUUAAUAAACACUAGUGUCCCAGUGCCACUGGCAGUCAUGCACACCCAAGCACACUGCCUCUGCCGUGUUUUACAGAUGAUGUGGUAUGCUUUGGAUCAUAAGCCAUUCCAUGCCACAGUAGACUUGGAUAUCGAUACACCUACGUCCUGGAGAGUGUUGUCACUUGGUUGGCUGUUGUGAAGGGGUUUCUCUUCACCAUGAAAUGAUUCUGCGAUCAUCUACUGCUGUUGUCUUCCAUGGACAUCCAGGUCUUUUUGCAUUGCUGAGCUUAUCACUGCUUUCUUUCUCAGGAUGUAGCAAACUGUAGAUUUCAUCACUUGAAGCAGUUUCUCAGAUGGGUUUUUCUGUUUUCUCAGCUUAAGGAUGGCUUUUUUCACCUGCAUGGAGAGCUCCUUUGGCCAUAUGUUGUCUGUUCACAGCAAAAUAUUCCAAAUGCAAGCACCACACCUUAAAUCAACUCCAGGCCCUUUAUCUGCUUAAUUAAUAAUGGCAUAAUACAGGAAGUGCCCACACCUGCCCAUGAAACAGCCUUUGAGUUGUCCAGUUACUUCUGGUCCCUUUAAAAAGCAGUUGGCACAUGUUAAGAAGCUGAAACUCCAAAACCCUUUAUUCAAUUUGACUGUGAAUACCCCGAAAAUGAAAAGCUGAGAGUCUACACAUUACGUCAAUGUCCAUUGUAUAACUAUAAUUAGAAUAUGUUCUGGUAAAGGGGUAAAAAAACAAAACUUAUGUCAGUGUCCAAUUAUGAAUGGAACUAACUGUAAGGUAUCUGUGGUUCAUAGCUUUGCUUUUUAUUGCUUAGUGUUCAUAAAAAUAUGUGCUCUGUGUUUUUUAAAAAUGUCAAAACCCAAUAAUGCAAAAUCUCAAUAUGAUUUUUAAGUGAACAAAUACACAAAGUGAAAUACAAUCAAAUUUGUUUACAUACAGUAAUUAAACAUUACAUUUAUUCUAUUUUAUAUAUUAGUUUUUGGUUUGGUUUAUUGUUUUGAACUAUUUAAAGAAGUCCCCACUUUGCUGCAGUGUCAGUUUUAGACAUUUGGAGUCAAAAAUACAGCAGUGAAAAGUAAAAUGGUCAUGAUACACAGAAACAUGCACAAAACUGUCAACUUGAACAUUUGACAAGACUUUGAUAUCAUAUAAA